AUGGACGUCCUACGUGACGCCGAGAAGACAGAAAAGUCAACCGGCGUGGGGUCUCCUACCUUCCGCCGGUUGAGCGCGGUGAAGCAGGUGGUGGAGCAUGUUGUCGACCUAGUCCACCAUCACGAUGUACUGCUUGUGUCGGGAGAGCAUGUGCUGCUUCACGGGGCAAAGGAGGUGCAGCCAGAGCCCCUUUCUGCUGCCGGAGGGGCUUCCGCGGCCGGAGGAGCAGCCGCGGGAGGAUCGGGGCGCUCGGGAGCUGGGGCGUCGGCUAGUGUUCCUCCGAUGGCGGGUCUGCAGCACGUGGACCUCACCGGGGGAAUGGGGGCCCGGGGCUCGACCGUGAGCGGAGCGAGCGGGAGUGGAGCGGACACGGCGGCCGCUAAAGCUCGUGACGAUGCGGAGCUCAUCAAGCUCUUGGACUCCCCUCCGACCGCCACGAACGCGGAGAUCGCUCCGCACCUCUUAAGGAUAAAACAAAUCAUGCGCAACUCGGACAAGUUCUUCUCGCGGGACGACUUGGACGCCGUCUUACUGGCAGCCAUUCGUUUGGCGGCCGAAAUUGGUCUCGUGGACACCCAGCGCGUGCUUCAGCGAACCCUCUUCCGCGGCAGGAAACUGCUCGAUGCUAGCUUUGACCCGCAGAGCGUGCUUAGUGUAUUCUCGAGAAAGCUGUCUAACGCACAAGGGGUGACCGCCGAGACCCUAUUGGGAGAUCUUCAAGAAAUGAAACUCGUGCGGAAAAUGAACGGGCGCCAUGGACAGGCGUCGACGCACCAGACUACGACCAAGCCGUCAUACGCGCGAGCUAGAGGAGGGAUCCCGUUCCCGUCCCCCUACGCGGCUGCGGCCCCGGCCGGGUCGGUGGCCGGGCCACCGCGUGCGGCGUCGAUGGCGGUCUCGAGCUUACCGGCGCCGGUGGUACUCCCGCUUCCCAAGAAAAAAGGUGCUUCGGGUAGGAAGCGCGGGGGGGGCCUCCGGGGGCCGGGGGCAGGGUCGCUCUCGGGUCCGUCCCCGCAGCGGUCUCCACGUGAAUUAGCAGCCCUUGCCGAUUUCAACGCUCAGAUUCAGGCAGUGCAGGAGAAGCUGCCGGAGAUCCCGGGGGGCCCGCAGUGUAACAACUGCGCGAACAAGGCGCGCAAUCGGUUCCACCACCACUUCACUUGCGCUUAUAGCAUUUGCACCCGCUGCGGUAGGGGAGGACACCGUGCAGCAGCGUGCACGUAUUAA
Messenger RNA from Ectocarpus siliculosus, 1227 nucleotides. Lineage: Eukaryota; Phaeophyceae; Ectocarpales; Ectocarpaceae. The record is from the annotation of a GenBank genome assembly.